AUGUUACCGUCACUUCUUUCGAAAAGGGGUGCCUCGGUAACCAUCAAACGGUGGACGGACGAGGACAUCAUCUCCUCCAUCCUGGACAGUGACAUAGUCACUUUUCUCUGGGCCGAAGACUAUAUCCAACAUCCACUUGAGUUUGGAGAAUUCCUGAUUACGGCCAAAAAGGCAAUCGAAACAGUUGGACACGGCGCAAACCGUCCCCGUGUACUGAAUCAUAUCGACCUGGUCCAAUGGAACAUGGACAAGAAGUAUCUCCUUGAUAUGCACCACGCAGGGUUCAACAUACCCACGACUGAAAUCUUCGAUGCAGAGCAAUUUACCUGCACGUCGGCACUACAUCAACGCCUACAAGAAUUUCAAUCAUCGGGGCCUAUCGUACUCAAACCAUCUGUCUCUGCGUCCUCCAACAGCACUCGACUCAUCCCAGAUAUAUCAGCACUAUCAGCUGAUGAUGCUGCGUAUCUAGAGCUUUGUGUGAAGGGCCGCCUGGGGAGUUCCUUGGUUGUACAGAAAUUUGAGUCAGCCAUUGCCACGGGCGAAUAUUCUUUCGUGUUCGUUGGGGAACAGCUGUCUCACGUUGCGCUGAAAACGCCCAAAAACGGCGAGUUUCGCUGCCAGCCCCAAUUUGGUGGCGAGAAUAAUUGCAUACCUAUCGAGCAAAUUGGGGAGACAACAUUGUCGACGGUGAAUUCUAUUUUUGAUACCCUCAAGGAUCGGUUCGGGAACGGUUCAACAGGGGUGAUGGGAUAUGUACGCAUCGAUGGCUUAGUGGCCGAAGAUCGUGCAUUCGUUCUGAUGGAGAUCGAAGCUAUCGAGCCAGAACUUUACCUUGAAAUGGGGGGUCUGGAAGAUAUGCUUUCCCUUUUGUUGAAAUAG
Aspergillus oryzae RIB40 is the source of this 882-nucleotide messenger RNA. Its product is annotated as ATP-grasp domain-containing protein. Lineage: Eukaryota; Fungi; Ascomycota; Eurotiomycetes; Eurotiales; Aspergillaceae. The record is from RefSeq and is a predicted model, not a curated record. The coding region runs from base 1 to 882 and encodes 293 amino acids. The transcript has a single exon.